Molecule: messenger RNA, 2088 nt
Organism: Plectropomus leopardus (leopard coralgrouper)
Lineage: Eukaryota; Metazoa; Chordata; Actinopteri; Perciformes; Serranidae
Product: creatine kinase U-type, mitochondrial
Biological process (GO): phosphocreatine biosynthetic process
Cellular component (GO): mitochondrion
Molecular function (GO): creatine kinase activity
Source: RefSeq, a predicted model, not a curated record
GGCUCCUCAUCACUGACGCUCCCAUCAACCUGCCCGUCUCCCUCCCUGUGACCGUGGAAAAGACCUGCUUUUAAACACCUCUACAGAAAAAAACAAAAAUGGCAAGCAGCUUCUCAAGAAUCUUAUCUUCCAAACGGAAAAUCGGGAUCCUGUCGAUGGUUGGGGGCUCCGUAACGGCUGGAUUUCUGCUCCACCGGGAACAUGUCAACGCGUCAGUGCCCGUCCGCAGGAGCUACCCCGCCAGUGCGGAGUACCCUGACCUGCGCAAACACAACAACUGCAUGGCCAGCAACCUGACACCUGCCAUCUAUGCCAAACUGUGUGAUAAGGCCACUCCCAACGGGUACACGCUGGACCAGGCCAUCCAGACAGGUGUGGAUAACCCUGGGCACCCCUUCAUCAAGACUGUUGGCAUGGUGGCAGGAGACGAGGAGUCAUACGAGGUAUUUGCAGACCUGCUGGACCCCAUCAUCAAAGAGAGGCACAACGGCUACGACCCCCGCACCAUGAAGCACCCCACCGACCUCGAUGCCAGUAAGAUCCAGUCUGGCAACUUUGAUCCGCGUUACGUGCUGUCAUCCAGAGUGAGAACAGGCCGCAGUAUCAGAGGGCUGAGCCUGCCCCCCGCCUGCACCCGGGCAGAGCGUAGGGAGGUUGAGAGGGUGGUGGUGGAUGCCCUCGCCGGCCUGAAGGACGACCUAGCCGGGAGGUACUACAGUCUUACCCACAUGACAGAUCAGGAGCAGCAACAGCUCAUCGAUGACCACUUCCUGUUUGACAAGCCUGUGUCACCCCUCCUGACCUGUGCAGGCAUGGCUCGUGACUGGCCCGAUGCCCGUGGUAUCUGGCACAACAAUGAGAAGACAUUCCUGAUUUGGAUCAAUGAGGAGGAUCACACCAGGGUCAUCUCCAUGGAGAAGGGAGGGAACAUGAAGAGAGUCUUUGAGAGGUUCUGCAGAGGCCUCAAGGAGGUGGAGCAUCUGAUCCAGGAGAGAGGCUGGGAGUUUAUGUGGAAUGAGAGGCUUGGUUACGUCCUCACCUGCCCCUCUAACCUGGGCACAGGUCUCAGGGCUGGGGUACACGUCAAACUGCCCCUGCUGAGCAAGGAUGCUCGCUUCAGUAAGAUCCUGGACAACCUGCGUCUGCAGAAGCGAGGAACUGGCGGCGUGGACACGGCUGCUGUGGGCGGUGUGUUUGACAUCUCCAACCUGGACCGCCUGGGACUGUCUGAGGUCCAGCUGGUGCAGACAGUGGUUGAUGGCGUCAACUACCUAAUCGAGUGUGAGAAGAGACUGGAAAGAGGUCAGGACAUCAAGGUGCCCCCACCUGUCAAGUAUUUUAAGUAGACACAGAUCCCUGACCCUACCCCACAAACCUUUGGGCACACACACAUGCACAAACCCACCCACCCCCCCCCCCCAUUCGCCCCAUGCCCAUAGAUAUUAUAGUAUAAUCUACUGUAUAUAUAUUAUACGCGGCUAUCUGACUAAACCAAACCAGAGUCCCACAAUACUGCAAUGGGCUUUACUGUGAUUCGGAUGAUUUUCAAGGGUUUUAUAUCAAACUCAAAUUCUAACCUUGCUCUAAAAUGGCAGCAAACAUUAAUGAAGGAUGCACAAACUGUUGUAACGGAGUAAAGAUGGCUGCCAGUAUGCCCGUCUGCAUGUCCAAACAGUAUCUAUGGCUCUGCUCCCAAAACCCUCCUCAGCCCACCAAACCUGGCUUUACCUCACCUCAUCCCCCUCCUGCCGCACGUCCUAUACUCAGCCUGUCUUUUCCUGUCAUUCCUGUGUGUUGGCUGCUCAUCCUUAAUAUCUGGUGCUUUUAUAGCCCAUCCAUUUGUGCUUUACUUUCCAUCGUGGAUCGUGUGUACACAGUUUAUUUUCACCAUUUUGAGUGGAUUUGAAUGUAGAUUAACAGGGUUGAAGAUUUGUAUGUCUGAUGACACACGGGUGUCAAAAUGUAAUGUUAUAACACACUGGCCGGGCUGGGUUCUGUACUGUAAGCUACUGAAGCAAUAUCAUUCCAGCUCUUCAUGAAUGUCACAGUGUCAUUUCUUUUAAUAAAGACAUCAUCUAUUUAACAGUA